AUGUUGGAUGCCAACAAUGUGCUUGUGAAAAUUUAUAGGAUGGUUAGAGAUUGCUCCCAACAGAAUCCUAAUACUACUUUAAAGCUUCGCCUUAUUGGGAAAAGAGAACAAGAUGGUCGGACUUAUAACUUACCUACUUCCUCCGAGGUUGCUGCUCUUAUUGUUGGAGAUAUUGAUAAUGCUCUUGAGAAUAGAGAUAUCGUUGUCGAGACACAAAUAGGGUCAUUAAAAAGAAUAAGUGAGUUGCAUCCUUCCUAUCUUGCACUUCAGUAUCCUAUUUUGUUCCCAUAUGGAGACGACGGUUACAGAAUUGACAUACCCCAUAGGGGUGUCAUUGAUGUUACUAACAAGAAACGUCCGAAUUGUACAAUGAGAGAGUUUUUUGCGUAUCGUAUACAAGAUCGUAGUAACCAGUUUUCAUUGAUUCUAAAUUCUCGACGGUUAUUCCAACAAUUCUUGGUUGAUGCUUAUACGAUGAUUGAGAGCGAGCGACUUAACUUUAUAAGAUUUCAGCAACAUGAUCUCAGGUCUAAUACAUACGAGAAUAUUCGAAAACUAAGAUAUAACGGCCAUAAAGAUUUGUCUAAGGUUGGAAAACGUAUUUUCCUUCCAUCUUCUUUUACAGGCGGGUCACGAUAUAUGAUGCAAAACUAUCUUGACGCUAUGGCCAUUUGUAAAUGGUAUGGUUAUCCCGACUUUUUUAUAACCAUUACCUGCAAUCCCAAGUGGCCGGAGGUUCAAAGGUUUCUUAAGGACACAAAUCUUAAUCCGGAGGAUAGGCCUGAUAUUUUAUCGCGAAUCUUUAAAAUAAAGCUGGAUGCAAUUUGUAAAGAUUUGAAAGACCAUCAUUUGUUUGGAAAAGCUUCAGCUGUUGUUUACACUAUUGAGUUUCAGAAGCGGGGAUUGCCUCAUGCGCAUAUGUGCUUAUUCAUGGAGAAUGAUUACAAACUUCCAACUGUAGACCAUGUUGAUCAGUUUAUUUCUGUAGAAAUCCCUGAUAUAAACCAAGACCCGGAACUAUAUACGCUUGUGAAAGACCAUAUGAUUCAUGGUCCAUGUGGUAACGCUAGAAUGAGCUCUCCAUGUAUGGUUGAUAGAAAAUGUUCAAAAGGUUUUCCUAAGAAAUUUCAAGAUCACUUAACCUUGGAUUGUAACGUAUUUCCCUUAUACAGAAGAAGAGAUGACGGUUCCUUCGUUUUAAAAAAUAGAAUUGAGUUAGACAACAGAAGUGUUGUACCUUACAACAAGAAACUUUUGAAAAGAUAUCAGGCGCAUAUAAACGUUGAAUGGUGCAACCAAGCGGCGUCAAUAAAGUAUUUGUUCAAAUAUAUUAAUAAAGGUCCUGAUAGAGCAACAGUUGCUGUGGUUCCGAGCAAUAAUGAAAACGAGCAACCAGAAAAUGAUGAAAUUAAAGAGUAUUAUGAUUGUAGGUAUAUAUCGGCUUGUGAAGCCUCUUGGAGGAUUUUUUCGAAUGAAGUUAAUUAUAGGAGUCCUUCUGUUAUGCGGUUGCCUUUCCAUCUUCCUGGACAACAAACAGUUUGUUUCGGUCCUGAUGAAGAUAUUAAUCAGGUGCUAAACAAACCAUCUGUGAACUCAUCAAUGUUUUUGUCUUGGAUGCAACGUAAUCAAGAUCCUAACGACCCUGUUGCACGUACACUAACAUAUGUACAGUUUCCACGUUUUUAUGUGUGGAAGCUUGACCAGCGUAUAUGGGUUCCGAGAAUAAAAGGAAAAACAAUUGGAAGAAUUCAUUCCGUUUCUCCGUCUACCGGUGAAGCGUACUAUUUAAGAAUUCUUCUUAACAAAGUUAAAGGACCAACAUCGUUUGAUGAUAUUAAAACAGUUAAUGGUCGAGUGUACGAUACUUUUAGAGAUGCUUGCUAUGCGCUUGGUUUGUUGGAUGACGACUCGGAGUACAUUGAGGCCAUCAAAGAAGCAAAUAUAUCAGGUAGCGCAGGUUGUAUUCGCAAUUUAUUCGCCACCAUGUUACUGUCAAGCACUUUAUCUAGACCUGAAGUAGUCUGGGAAAGCACAUGGAAGUAUAUGACAGAUGAUUUUCUGUACAGAUUCUCAAAGUAUCAACGUGUUUCAGGUUUAUCAAUUCCUGAUGAGCAACUAAAGAACUAUGUUUUAUGCGAAAUCGAGAAGUUUUUAACUCGGAAUAAUUCAUCGCUUCGAAGAUUUGUAUCAAUGCCUUACCCGGAUACUUCAUCUUUAGAUAACUUUCGCUACCGAUUGAUUAACGAAGAGCUUGCAUACGACAGAACAGAUUUACAAAAUGUUUAUCAAGGUCAGGUGAAUUUGUUAACGGAUGAACAACGUUCAGUAUAUGAAGAAAUUAUGAACGCAGUUGAUGGAGACAAUGGAGGAGUAUUUUUUGUUUACGGUUAUGGCGGGACUGGUAAAACAUUUUUAUGGAAAACAUUGUCUGCUGCAAUUAGGUCAAAAGGUGAGAUCGUAUUAAACGUUGCAUCUAGGGGAAUUGCAUCAUUGCUGUUGGAGGGAGGAAGAACGGCGCAUUCUAGGUUUCAUAUACCUUUGAAUCUUAAUGAGGAUUCCGUUUAUCAUAUUAAACCUGACGAUGAUGUAGCUAAAUUACUACAGCAGACCAAACUCAUUAUAUGGGAUGAAGCUCCUAUGGUUCAUAAACAUGCAUUUGAGGCUUUGGAUAGAACUAUGCAUGACAUUUUCAAUAUAUCUAAUUCAUCCAGGUCUGAUGUUGUAUUUGGAGGAAAAGUAAUUGUAUUUGGUGGUGAUUUUAGGCAAAUAUUACUUGUUGUUCCAAACGGUGGACGACAAGAAAUUGUGAAUGCCUCAUUAUGUUCGUCUUAUCUGUGGAGUAAGUGUAAGUUGUUGACGUUAACUAGAAACAUGAGGUUAACCGUUGGAAGACCAUCAUCUGAAGUUGAAGAGAUCAGUAAUUUUGCAAAAUGGUUGUUGGACGUUGGUGAGGGAAAUGUUGGUGGUUCCAAUGAUGGAGAAGCAAUAAUUGAAAUACCACCUGAGCUUUUAAUUGACAGCAUAUCUGAUCCAAUUUCUAGCCUGAGUGAUUUUGUCUAUCCGUCAAUCUUGGAGAACUACAAUGAUCGUAAUUACUUUAGUACCAGAGCUAUACUUGCGCCUAAGAAUGAGGUUGUUCACGAGAUUAAUGACAGAUUGUUGGCAGUUUUCCCAGGUGAAGAAAAAGAGUAUCUUAGUUCUGAUAGUCUAUGCCCUACUGAAGAUGGCAAUGUUGAUCAGCAAAAAAUAUACUCACCCGACGUGUUGAAUGGUCUUAAAGUGUCUGGUUUACCAAAUCAUAAGAUGGAACGUCUUGAAUUUCAAAUGUUUGCUAACGAAAUCCUAUCAAGGCUACCAACAAAGUGUGUUGCUCGAUUAAGAUGUGUUUCCAAACAAUGGCGAUACGAAUUGCCGUCACAUUUGUUUGCGAUUAUUCACUAUCGUCGUACCGCUAAAUAUGAAGAUCGUAAGCUUAUCACGCUGACCAAGUCAUCAAUUGAUCUUCAUAACUUGAUUAGUGGAAAGAAAGAUGUAGUUGGGAUUUAUAUUGAUUCAUCUAACGAUGUUAAAAUAUUACUUCUCCAACGUCGUAAGGAUGAUGUUAUACUGCGUGUGUAUUCUCGGAACACAUAUGAAUGGAAAACUCUUACUUUCUUGAAAGGACCGGAUUACGGUUCAAGUUUAUAUUGGUUGUCUUCCGGAACUUUAUGCAAUAAUGUUUUAUAUUUUCCAUCUCCACACUAUUGGACGCCUGCUAAAAGUUAUACGAUUGCUUUUGAUGUGGAUUCUGAAACUUUCUCGAAGGUUUCCAUACCACAAUGUACUGAUGUUAUUGGUCGCCAAAGCAGUUUUUUCAAAAUCCGCAACACACUUCAUAUGUUUAUUUUUGGAAACACCCCUGAAAAAAAUGUGAAGCUAUUUAAAUUUGAAGACGAACGAUGGUCAGAAGUGUCGUAUUUUACAAACGUAAAUCCAAUUUCAUUUGAUUCAUGGCGUAACAAAUUAGCUGAGAACAAAGGUGACACUUGGUCUUUUGAGAUCGAUCGCUGUGGUAUUCUUGAGAUACAAAUUGGACUGAAAGAUUUUCAAUACUUACGAGACGCUGAGGCCUUUCGAGGACUAUACAAAGUAGCAUCGUUUGAAGAGACUGUUGUCUCACCUAUUUAG
Messenger RNA from Helianthus annuus (common sunflower), 4167 nucleotides. RefSeq lists its product as uncharacterized. The transcript has 5 exons. The coding region runs from base 1 to 4167 and encodes 1388 amino acids. The record is from RefSeq and is a predicted model, not a curated record. Gene Ontology annotation, biological process: telomere maintenance; DNA repair. Gene Ontology annotation, molecular function: DNA helicase activity; protein binding. Lineage: Eukaryota; Viridiplantae; Streptophyta; Magnoliopsida; Asterales; Asteraceae.